AGAACCACAUCAGAUCGUCCAUCACAAUGCCGUCACUCUCAAUGUGUUACUGACCACUCUUCCUCUUCUCAGCUUUACAAACUCGCUAAGCACACCGCUGCUCAUAUGUUACCAUGGCAUCUCGACUCGUCCGUUUUCCGUGGCCCAUGAAUGUUGGGACCGAUAUCUGCCAGGUAUCGCGAAUCCAAACCAUCUUGUCUUGCCCUACCGGCCGCGGUCGACACUUUAUUCGGAGGAUCCUGUGUGAAGAGGAGUUGAGACGGCCUAGCUCCAAACUUAAGUCAUACCUGCGUGUUGUGCUAAAGUUUGCAAAGGAGCAUGACACGCUUAAGGAGCAGGGCAAGGAGACCGAGGGGUUUGGUCAUGGUCAUAAACGGCUAGAACAGAAGUGGAAGGGUCAGGGUGUUGAUCUGGGAGAGGUAGCUGCUUUUAUGGCUGGGAGGUUCGCAGCAAAAGAAGCCGCCAUCAAAGCUCAUCCGCAUCGUCACUUGACCUUUCACGACAUCAUCAUCGCCAAAGCUGUGGAGCUGGACCAGAUCGAGAGAGAAUUGUUACUCCCUUCCUCCCCCUCUUCCUCUUCAUCUUCAUCUUCCAAAACUUUCACCGGCUCAACAACCGGCCCCACCACCCCCGUCGACACGCACGACAUCAUGCCCGAGGACCGCGUCUUCGACUACCAGCUGGAAACCGACAAGCCAAACGGAUCCGACAGACCCAAGAGCUUCACCGGUUCCACCAGGGGACCGACCACGCCUGUGGAUACAAGGGAUAUCAUGCCUGAGGAUCAGGUGUUUGAUUACCACCUGGAAACCGACAAGCGGCCAUUUGAAGGGUCUACGACCGGCCCGACCACGAAAGUGGACAAAAACGAUAUAAUGCCUGAGGACAGGGUGUUUGACUACCAUCUCGAAACAGACAAGCCAGAUUCUGCUGAGUCAAAGUCAAAUGAUACGACGACGCUGGCUGCGAGAAGGACAACAGUACCGCAGGAAGUGCCUGGUAGAGCUAGAUUGGGAAGUGGACCGCCUGUUGCUAUCAUCAGGGGAGGAGCUAAGGGAGAGGGAGAGAAGGGGGGUGACGACGCAAACCAUCAUCAGGUGGCGCUGAUUAGUAUCAGUCAUGAUGGCGAUUAUGCUACUGCUACUUGUGUGGGGUUUGAUGCUGGGAGUAUGGUGAAGGGGGGGUUGGGGUGGAUGGUUUCUCGGUGAGUAGUUGGUAACGAGGUAGAGACAGGUCACUGACCGUGAGAGGUUGAAAUGGCAGUUCAGAGGACUGACUGGCUGGGACUAUGGGUGAAAGAAUAUGGUCAUUACGACUUGGAAUGGAAGUGUGUUGAAGAGGAAUAUGCGGUUAGGGUGUAUUAUUACUGUACUGUAUUUGAUGGCAAUUCAACUCGGAAAAGCAGAUCCGUUGAUGUGGUGAU
Neurospora tetraspora is the source of this 1423-nucleotide messenger RNA. RefSeq lists its product as uncharacterized. The record is from RefSeq and is a predicted model, not a curated record. The coding region runs from base 114 to 1208 and encodes 364 amino acids. The transcript has 2 exons. Gene Ontology annotation, molecular function: holo-[acyl-carrier-protein] synthase activity; magnesium ion binding. NCBI's taxonomy places the organism in Eukaryota, Fungi, Ascomycota, Sordariomycetes, Sordariales, Sordariaceae.